GCUGACUAAUCCCAGAGGCCGUUGUUGGUGAAGCAGAGCGGCCCAAUCGAGGAGGUUUGGGGGCGAUCGCUUGGUGACAUUGUGGAGCCGCCAUGUUGGUGUCGCUGGGACGUUCGGCGGGACGGCUGCUGAGGGUGAACGGCGGCAGAGCGGCCGGGAGGCGGCAUGCGGGCGGCGAGGUGCACAUCGAGCCGCGGUACCGGCAGUUCCCGGAGCUGACGCGGUCGCAGUUGGUGUGGAGCGAGAUACUGAGCGGCACCAUGUGGUUCUGGAUCCUGUGGCACUUCUGGCACAGCUCGGACAGCGUGCUGGGCCACUUCCCGUACCCCGAUGCCUCGGCUUGGACGGAUGAGGAGCUCGGCAUCCCGCCCGACGACGCCGAGUAGGUACCGCCGCAGCUGCACAAGUGAAGGUGUGUGGAACUAAGGAGGCCUUGGAACGGAUGUUUUGCUCUGCCCUCCUGGUCUCAAUAAAGUGAGCUGUCAACGGAU
Coturnix japonica (Japanese quail) is the source of this 491-nucleotide messenger RNA. RefSeq names its product NADH:ubiquinone oxidoreductase subunit B2 (gene NDUFB2). The record is from RefSeq and is a predicted model, not a curated record. Gene Ontology annotation, cellular component: respiratory chain complex I; mitochondrial inner membrane. Gene Ontology annotation, biological process: mitochondrial respiratory chain complex I assembly. Lineage: Eukaryota; Metazoa; Chordata; Aves; Galliformes; Phasianidae.